GUAACCUUCAUCAGUACUUUUAUCAUAGGGAUGAUAUACCAUCUUGGCUUUAUCGAUUGAGUUUAAAAUAUGGAGGUGUAUUUGAAAUGUAUUUCGGGCCCAACAAGCAAUUGAUGAUCAAUGAUUCUCGGGUGGUUGAACGAGUGAUGAGUCCAGCAAAGGAUGGCAACUACUUUAUGCGUUUUAAGACCAAAAUAGGAUUAGAUGAGUUAGAUAUGGGCAGCAAUGGGACGUUAUUUAAUGUGGAUUUCAAUUCUUGGUCUCAUAUCAGGAAAAUUAUCUUUAGGAUUAUAUCGUCACCCAAUGCUUUAAGAUUUUCUGAAAAGUUAGCCAAUGAUAUUUUUCAGGAUUUAGAGAAGUUGUGGGAUAGUUUAAUUGAAAAACAAGGUCAAAUUUGUCAUAAAAAGCAAAAAAAAUCGGUGACGAUUGAUUUUAUGCCUUGGACGAAAAUAAUUUUCGCAGAAUCUAUAAUGUUGAUGACAACCAGCCGAAAACCCAAUUUAUUGUCAUCGUACUACAACAGAAUCACAAAUAAAAAUCUUGAUGGCAAUAUUAAAAGAGAUUCAAAUGAAGAAUUUUUGGAGCGUUUUGUUAUCGCAUCUGAUUGUGUACAAUAUUAUCUGUUAGUUCCACCAUUAAUUCGUAAUCUUCCAAUCGUAAACACUUAUAGUAAACUUUUUGGUCAUCUUUAUUACUAG
Entrophospora sp. SA101 is the source of this 698-nucleotide messenger RNA. Lineage: Eukaryota; Fungi; Glomeromycota; Glomeromycetes; Entrophosporales; Entrophosporaceae. The record is from the annotation of a GenBank genome assembly.